CGGCGUGGGCUUUAUUUUGAAAGUUUAUUUGCGGAAGCGUUAUGUCGUAGCAGGGGCGUGAGGCGACCGCACGAGUGUCCUGAUGAAAAUAAUUGUGCGCUAAGGGAAAAGGAGAAAAAAACAGUGUUUAAAAGACAAAUUCGUGCCGUGUGCGUCGAGUAGGUGUGGUUCUGCCUUUUUACCGGAGACAAGAUGGGAAACUGCCACACCGUUGGACCCAACGAGGCCCUGGUGGUUUCAGGUGCUUGCUGUGGCUCAGAUCAGAAGAUGUACGUUGUGGGAGGCUGGGCCUGGGCCUGGUGGCUCAUCUCCGAUGUCCAGAGAAUGUCUCUGGAAGUUAUGACCAUCCUCUGUCGCUGUGAGAAUAUCGAAACAUCGGAGGGUGUUCCCCUGGAUGUGACAGGGGUGGCUCAGGUGAAGGUGAUGACAGAAGGCGAACUCCUGGGUUACGCUUGUGAACAGUUCUUGGGGAAGUCGGUCAUGGAGAUCAAGAGUGUGAUCCUGCAGACCCUGGAGGGUCACCUGCGUGCCAUCCUUGGCACAUUAACUGUUGAGCAGAUUUACCAAGAUAGAGAUAAGUUUGCCACACUUGUGCGGGAAGUGGCAGCGCCUGAUGUUGGCCGGAUGGGCAUUGAGAUCCUCAGCUUCACCAUCAAGGAUGUAUAUGAUAAAGUGGAGUACCUCAGUUCCCUUGGCAAAACCCAGACAGCAGCAGUACAGAGGGAUGCAGACAUCGGAGUGGCAGAGGCAGAAAGAGACGCUGGCAUCAGGGAAGCUGAGUGCAAGAAGGAAAUGAUGGAUAUUAAGUUCUUAGCUGACACGAAGAUGGCCGACUCUAAACGAGAGCUGGAAAUGCAAAAAGCUGCCUUUAACCAGGAAGUGAACACAAAGAAAGCAGAGGCCCAACUGGCGUACGAGCUGCAGGCCGCCAAAGAGCAGCAGAAGAUCCGUCUGGAGGAGAUCGAAAUUGAGGUGGUGCAGAGGAAGAAGCAGAUCUCUAUUGAGGAGAAGGAGAUUGACCGCACUGAUAAGGAGCUCAUUGCUACUGUGAAGAGACCCGCUGAGGCUGAAGCCUACAAGAUGCAGCAGCUUGCUGAGGGACAGAAAACAAGAAAGGUGCUGACUGCACAAGCAGAGGCCGAGAAGAUCCGUCGCAUCGGUGAGGCAGAGGCGGCCUCCAUCGAGGCUGUGGGGAAGGCGGAGGCUGAGAAGAUGAGGCUGAAGGCUGAAGCCUACCAGCAGUACGGCGAUGCUGCCAAGACAGCUUUGGUGCUGGAAGCUCUGCCCAAGAUUGCCGGUAAGGUGGCCGCACCGCUCGCCAAGACCAAUGAGAUUGUCAUCCUGAGUGGGGAGAGCAGCCGUGUGACUGGAGAGGUGACCCGUCUCCUAGCUGAGCUCCCGGUGUCCGUCAACGCCCUCACUGGGGUCGAUCUAACCAAGAUCCCUCUGCUCCAGAAGAUGAUCACCCCACAGUGCCAAGCAGCCAACUGAAGAACCAGGCCAGGGUCUCUGGCUCCGACCGCUUCAACAUGCAUCUGCCUCAAGCGUAAAAAACGUUUCUCAUUCUCGGACCCCUCAUGCAAGUACCUGUUGACCAGAAACACUUGGCUGUGACCAAGGUGUGUUUUUUUUUUUUACUCGUUUACGUUUUUAAUUUACUCAAGUAUAAACAAUCUGAGGCCUUAUUGGAGAGGACCAGCCUGUAUUUGUGCCUCUUGGUAUUUUUAGUUUUGCAUAUCCCUGUUGAACUGCACUCGUUAGGAUUAUAUCAGUCCUUUUCAUUUGUAAGUCUUUGAGUGUAAACAAAAAUGCAAAGUGAAAACUCCAUGAGUAAUGUGCCGCUUUAUGAAGCUGUAAGGUUUAGACUGACAUCUAUUCACCUUUUGGGAGCAAAGCAGAGUGUCGCGUCUCUUUUCAAAUUGCAUUUAAUAUAGAUAAAUGACUCUACAGAACUCUAUGGAUAACACAACGUUGACUAUAUUACCACAUCAGUGAUAUUUUAAUCACGUCUCUGAUGGUUCAUACCUCGUGGUUUGUUGCCUUGUCUUCUCGUUCAGAUGUGCUAUGCCUGUUCACCACUCAAGUGCUCCAACCUAGUAAGAUUUAUCAGCGUAACACUGUUCAGACAUGGGUUGAAACGUUCCAGUAGACUAGCUUUUACUAACUCACUUUUCCAAAUCGUUUUAGCCAUUCACGCUUGUCGCAUAUGUUUAAACACAGGUAGGUGUAAAAGCUGAGCAAAUGUAUAAAGCCACGCAGAAAAUCUUUUCUCCAAUGACUCUGGAUGCCUGCCAGGCUUCUAAGCAUCUUCUAUAUACCUCAAACAGCAUGUGGUAGGCAGGCAGGUUCUGAGGUUCAGUCCAUUCAUUCUUCUUCCCUCUCUCCUUCUGCUUGUACUUUUGUUUGUGCACACUGUUUUUCAGUGAUUAAACAAGUGAAUGAGCCAAGCAUCACUGUGCAACAACAAAUGUAGCUUUACUGGUCUCUCUUUAACAGAUCUUUUAUUUUUUUUAAUUCAGUGUUUUGCAUGUAGUAAAACACGCCGUGAAACUUCAUCAACCUCAUCAGAAUCUAUGAAUUAAUUGUUUUCAUUUUGUCACUGCACUAGUUUCAUUGUUCCUUCUGACCCAAACGUCACGGGUCCGUUCACGUUUUAAUGUUCCUGUCACUGUUGAAGCUGUAAAUGUAAACAUGGUGAAACACUGCUCAGCUUUCUGCAGUUUCUCUAAUACUUCCUUUCAGUUUUAAUGGCCAGUCAAACAUGAGUCUGUUACACGGACGAAGGUCAGCACUGCCUGUUUCCAAACUGUGAUCAUUCAGUGCAGCUUGGAGGAGCCCUGCAGUGUUUGACGUCACUGCGGCAUAUUUAAAACAGAAGGAUAUUUUUAUUCCACUAUUACACACACUCAAAUAUGAGGAGCAGCGGGAUCUGUGCAGAGCCAUUUUUAUUUCAGAUGUGUAGAGGUUUUGCAUCUGUUUAAAGACUUAACUUUUCGGAUGUGGCCUCUUCAUAAGUAAAAUACGAAUACUUCUGGUUUACUACACUCUGUUCAGUGUGUCUUUUCACAGUGCCUUUGUUAACUGUGGAGCUUCAUCAUAGUUAGAUGUGUCAAUCAUAUACAUGGAAUCACUGGUGGGAGGUUGUAUUCUGAAUUUACUAUAUGACAAAGACUUAGAGUGUCUACUUUAUACAUAUACUUUAUAGCUGAAUGUUUAAAGUUUUCCUUUGUACUUUGUCCCCUGUGUACUUUUAUGACAGUGAAAACAAAACGUAUAAGGGAACAUAGAUAUAUAUGUAGUUAGAUGAUGAAUAAACAUACAUAUGAUAGAAAAUUAACUUCUUCUUGUAGAAUACAGAUUUUUCAUUAUUUUGGCCAUUAGGUGCCGAAUAAUAAAAACGUUUUUGAUUUGCAUUAUCUAAGGAAACUAGUAGAAACUAGUGGCAAAGUCCUGUUACACAAGUAGCAUUUGAGAGAAGACCAAACAUUUUUGACCUACGCCUUAACUCCUUAACACAUCUGACCAUCCGUCUGACACCGUCUGUAGGAGAUGUUGUGUGGUUCAGCAUGACAUUUCGAGUACAUGUUCAUGUACAUGUUCAUCAUGCCUGUAUUGUGUGCUAUUCUAUAAUAAAAGUUAUACAUGCCA
Betta splendens (Siamese fighting fish) is the source of this 3648-nucleotide messenger RNA. Its product is annotated as flotillin-2a. The record is from RefSeq and is a predicted model, not a curated record. Bases 193 to 1491 code for a protein of 432 amino acids. The transcript has 11 exons. Lineage: Eukaryota; Metazoa; Chordata; Actinopteri; Anabantiformes; Osphronemidae. Gene Ontology annotation, cellular component: plasma membrane. Gene Ontology annotation, biological process: protein localization to plasma membrane; regulation of myoblast differentiation.